Ixodes scapularis (black-legged tick) is the source of this 747-nucleotide messenger RNA. RefSeq lists its product as uncharacterized. The transcript has 2 exons. The record is from RefSeq and is a predicted model, not a curated record. The coding region runs from base 85 to 558 and encodes 157 amino acids. NCBI's taxonomy places the organism in Eukaryota, Metazoa, Arthropoda, Arachnida, Ixodida, Ixodidae.
GGUUCCGCUAGCGACCAUUUCCCAUCAUCUUCAAGUGCUCCUUCUUCUGAUACUUCAGAACAGAAAUCAAAGUCUUCUUCGUAAAUGUUCCUGGCUGCCCUCCUCGUGGGGUUCCUGAGGUUCCUGGUUCAGCGGUUCCACGUACUCAGGUUCCUGGUGCCACUGGGUUCGGCUUCAUGGCGCCAGAUGUUCAUGGUCGUGGCUCAUCCCCGCCACGUGCUUCUCCGCCAUGCAUUGACGGAGCUGUUCGCCACCUUCUUGGGCCUGCAAACCCGACUCCUGUUUCAUCUAAUGGUCCAAGUUCUUCACUGCUUGGACUUGGGUACUGCAGCUCUUUGCCAGACUCCAGUUCAAGCGGCAGAUCAGCACGGCCCUCCUCUGUGGACUCCGAUGCAGGCGUUACGUCUCCAGUGCAUGAGUCCCCAAUUGAUUCUGCGCCUGAUUGUGUUUCGGGUGCUGGUCCUGAGCCCGAAGGUUCAGCUACGCCUAAUACAAUUGCCGCGUCCACCGCGGAUGCUGUUUUUGGUGCACCAUCAUGCUCAUCGCCACCACACCUGACUGCAAGCACGCCUACUGAAUCGGGCUUCGCCACGCCUGUUUCAACACCUCUACCAUUGACAUUUCAAGUAGAAGGACGCCCAAGACGUCAUAUACGUUUACCAGAACGAUUUAAAGACUAUGUCAUGAAUAUCUUGGACAUGAGCCCAUCAUCCACAUCUCAUGAAAUCAUGGACAUUUGAAUCUUUG